Molecule: messenger RNA, 5421 nt
Organism: Passer montanus (Eurasian tree sparrow)
Lineage: Eukaryota; Metazoa; Chordata; Aves; Passeriformes; Passeridae
Gene: HHAT
Product: hedgehog acyltransferase
Exons: 12
Coding region: 1757-3238 (493 amino acids)
Biological process (GO): protein palmitoylation
Cellular component (GO): endoplasmic reticulum
Molecular function (GO): palmitoyltransferase activity
Source: RefSeq, a predicted model, not a curated record
CUAUUUUUACUGUAUUAGCUAAUCUGUUGAAACAGCUUAACAUGGGUACUGAAGCAUCCUCAGCACUCAGACAGCCUCAGCUGGCAGUGAUGUGCAGUGCCAGCAGAGCAGCUGGUUCUGCAGGGAAAACAGCCACAGCCUGAGCCACAGAAAUGAAGUGCUUCUUUCAGUCCUGAAUGUGUUACGCCCCUGAGCAAAAUUGUGGCAGAGACUUUUUUCACAUUUCACCUUCCUGCAUGCCCUCCAUCCUCCUUUUACACCCCUCAUCUACCAUCUGUCCUUUUGUGUCUUACCAUCAUGAUGACCAUGACACACUGCCAGGGUGCUACGGUGUGUGCCACCACCCUUCGGGUUUGUGCAGGGGAAGCAGGGAGCUGAUCCAGAGCCACAGCAUGAGCUAAGGUGCUAUUUAAACAAAGGAACCAGGUGGCUGCUCUGUGGUCCCUCUGGAGCCUUGUGCCAGUUGUGACCCCCCCCUCACCUAAAUGACUUUUCCAGCUGCCUGUAGCUCAGAUUGCCACUACGGAGUGAUCUGGUGAUAAGAGAGUUAUGGCUGAAGCAUAGAAAGAGGUGAAUGUGAUGUCUAGCCUGCAUUUGACUUGUGUCCUUUCAUUGCCUUCUUGAGCUAAAGGUGUAGCGAGAGGUGUAGCAAGUGCAAUGGCUGCUUACUCAUGCCAGGAACCUCAUUAUUUUCUUAAGUUUUAUCACAAAAAAACCCCAAAACCAAAUGAGUCAGUCACAUCAGGGAAAGGUUUAAACUGCUGUGAGGUAAAGGAUUUCAUCUGGUGUUGUACUCAAUGAAUGCAACUCUCACAGGCAGGCCUCCCAAAGGGACCUGACCUUUUACAUUGUCCAUCCCUUGCUUCGCAACCUCUAAGACAGGGGCUGCCCUUGCUUUCUGGAGGUCACCAUUUGGGCUCCUCAGUACUGGUAUGAGCUUUUCUACAGCUGCACGAAGCACCCCAGAGGUUUUUCCUGGCAGGGUGCGCAGAGCCUGUUAAAAUACCAUAGCCAGGAAAGUGUUUCAAAGGAUCCUGCUGGAAAUGUUAGGAGAUGCGAAUCUUCCACAUCCCAUAUAACAGCCAAGCCGCUCAGUCACAACUACUUGGAAUACACAGUAAUUUCCUGUGUUUUUUCAAUCUCACUUAAACUUCUCUGACAGAUGGGGAAAGAUGACUAAACCAAGGGAGUUUACAAAAGUUCGUCUUGUGGUGUUUGCAAACUGUCUCUGUGAGGUCCAUUUUCUCUAAUGUAAACACAGCCGUGGCUGGGUGCCGAGUGCCUUUGCAGCAGCUAAUCCUGCUCAGCUUAAGGCUGCACAAACGAGGAGUACCCAGCCAACCAGUCCACUCUGGGGGCUGAACAUGAACCAGCCCUGGGGCUGAGGUGUGUUAGGAGGAGACCUUCAUUUUCUGGACUCCAAACAACAUGAAGCAAAGCAGCUGUGGCUCUAAGACCAGACUAAGUUUACUAUGCUGGGUCAGAGGCCUUCCAAGGGGCCUUGGGUCAGGUGUGGAAGGUUAGAUAAAACUCCAGGGUAAUAAUCAUGUGAAAGCAAUUGCCUUUGGAGCUGUAGUUGGCCUAUUGUUGUUCUUCCUAGUCUUUAAAUCACUGCCAGGAAGGGAGUGCACCUGGGGGAAAGUGGAGUUUCAGUUCCUUGGCUUUGCAGAAGUGGUGCAGAGUAUGCAAAGCUUUUUCACCAGCUCCAGCUGAAAGGCCGGGAAGGGAGGCGGCCGGUGGGAGCAGCUCCGUGCCGAUGCUGCUGCCGGCCUGGGAGCUGUGCCUCUACGGGCUCCUGACCGUGGGCUCCCACCUCUACGCUUUCUACGAAGCGCACCAAGUGUCUCGAAAGUAUGAAGCUGCAAUGGACAGGAGGUUUGGGCUGGACCCAGGAACUCUCUUUCGAGGGCUAAAAAAGGACCCCAUGGACUUUGAGUGGAGCUACUGGAUUGAAUGGGGAAGGGAACGUAUACUUUGGCUUCUGGCUGGUCACCUGCUGGUAUCACAAGUGUCCAGGCUCUUGGUGGAGAAGUAUAAACCAUGGUGCUUGAUGGUUUAUGGAAUGGCUGCCUGCUGGUUGUUACUGGGAAUCAAGGGCUUUGCUGUCAUUUUGUUACAUGCAGCUAUUUCCUUUGCUGUGGCUCAAUUUCAGCUGUCACUCCUGACAUGGUUGUGCUCCCUUAUCCUUCUGUCCACUUUACGCAUACCAGCCGUGGAAGAAACCAAGAGAAAAUGGUAUGACACUGAAAAUGAAUAUUAUCUGCUGCUCUUCACUGUGUCUGUCCGCUGCCUCUUCUGCACUAGCUUCAGCCUGGAGUACUGCUGGCAUGGACCUGCCCAGAAGGCAUCCCACUCAUUCCCCUGGAUGCUGGCUUAUGUGUUUUACUAUCCUACAUUCCACAAUGGACCCCUCGUGAAUUUUGAUGAAUUCAGUAAGCAGAUGAGGAGACAAGAAGCUUUCAGUGUGAAGACCAAUCUCAGCAUCUUAAUUGUGGGCAUAAUUCGUAUUUUCUUUUGGUGGUGCCUGGCUGAGCUGAUGAUUCACCUCAUGUAUAUCCAUGCUCUCUACAGUAGUGCUCUGCCUUUGGAAACUGCAUCUUACUGGGCCUUGGGUGGCCUGGCUUUAGCUCAAGUACUUUUUUUUUAUGUGAAGUAUCUGGUUCUGUAUGGGGUUCCUGGCCUCCUCCUUCAAAUGGAUGGACUCAAACCUCCAGCUCUGCCUUGCUGUGUGAGCCUGAUGCACAGUUUCACUAAAAUGUGGAGAAGUUUUGAUGUCGGGCUGCAUCGCUUUCUGGUCAGGUACAUUUAUGUUCCAAUGGGAGGAUCUCAGUCCAGUUUGCUUGGAACACUAUUAUCUACAGCCCUCACUUUUGCUUUUGUAAGCUACUGGCAUGGAGGACAGAGUUAUUUGUGGUACUGGGGUGCAUUUAAUUGGCUUGGAGUAAUCGUGGAGAAUGGCACCAAGAGGAUACUUUCAAUUUCACUUAUUCAAGAUUUAAUUGAACGUUUCUUCUCGCCAAGAUUUCGUCGUCGACUUCAUGCUGUCCUAGCAUCUGUUAGCACUUCAAUGCUGAUUUUAUCAAAUCUAAUAUUUCUUGGAGGAAAUCAAGUUGGAAAAAUCUACUGGAACAGGAUCUUUAUGGAAGGCUGGCCAUGGGCGACACUGACUGUUCAUGGGUUCCUGUACUGCUAUUCUCAUGUUGGAAUUGAAUGGGAGCAGAAGCGUGCUGCACAUUAGGAAUGAUGCACACAAUUAUUCUUAAGGCAGGUUGAUGGUUUUUCUACACUGGAUAUUCUAUCUGCACAAGGGUGAGCCAGACCCAAUCUUCAGUCUGUGUGUUUAAUCCAAAAGCUCAUUUAAUUGGUUCUGGAUUGCAAAUGCAGGCAUUGAACUGCAGAAGCACUGAUGGUCUGCAGCAGGGGGUGGGGAGAAAUGAUGAAGCAUUUUGAAUUAUGUUGUUUUUGUAAAACAGCAUCUUUGUGACUCUGUGUACUUCAGAAGUGUGCAUCUCAGAACAGGUAUUUUACAUAUGUCGAGGGUUGUUUUCGUGUUUUGCUGCCCAUUUUGAGAUAUUGAAAAAAAAAAUCUACCUUGGGGAAUUCAAAAAGCCCAGUCUCUCACAGAUGGUGUCCAGGGGCAUGUAGGGCUGUGCCCUGCACUUACACUACUCCAUGAAGGGCAUGAUGCUCAUCAGUUCUUCUUGACUGCUUUCCCAUAUAAGCUAGAACACUUUGUGUUUUCACUGACUGGAGUAGUUCUGCCUUAAGCUACUUUUCCACUUACUGUAGCAAAGCCUGCGUUUUCUUUUUAAUGUCUUCUUUUAAAAUUUUGCCUUUAAAAUAACACCUUUUUUGUAACCUUAGAAAUGGUUUUCUUUAAAAAGACAGAGUAAGGAGGAAGAUCUUUUCCUAAGGAACAGCUUUCCUUUUAAAUCAAAUCUGCUCUUAAAGCUCCUUGGACUUUAAGUGCUCUCUGCCUUGUCUUAGAGCUAAAGCAUUAAACAGUACCUUUAUUUUGGGGCCUUCAAACUGUUCAGUCUGCCUCUAGUAUUAUUCUGUGACAAAGGGAGAUAUCUCCAGUCUGGUUUAAUGGUAAAUCUGUUCAGUCUGCUUCAUUUUCUGGUGUCCAAGCAAUCAGCUCCUGCAAUUAUUGCAGACACCCUGGGAGGAACUUUUUAAGACCUUUAGAAAAAACCAGAAUUGUCCAAUACAGUGGCACUGAUGAGCUGGGAGCUCCAUGUCCUUUGGCCACAUAGACCUGCUACAGCAGCAUCUUUGCCCAAAGACUGUGUUGUCCAGAGCUGGGAAGGUCAUGCCUGCAGCUGUCCAGGUUGCAGGAGUGCUUUGACACACACUGUUUUUUAAGGGGAGACCCUUCCCCUGUCUGAUUCUAUGGGUGUCUUCUACACUGUUCUGUUUUAAACUGAUACUGAAGAGCAGCCAGAAGACCUUUAGUCUUUCUAAAGUUAGACAUUCCCCCUAGGCAUGGUCAAAAGGCCACAAGUUCUGGAGUAAACUUCUUCCAAAAGCAGCUUCCUCCACCCAAAGCAUGUCAAAACUUGUUCCAUGCCCCUGGCAGACAUUUCAGCCUGUUGGGAAUUAGUGUCCUACUGUCCAUCACUCCUGCAGCUUCAGCCAAGUCUGGUAUAAUUUAUCCCUUCAACAAGAAAUUCAGUACCUGAGACAGGCUUCUGCUUAUUGUCUGCAUUUCUGAUGUCUCUGCUGCUCACAACUAUGGCAGCCUUCUUAUUACCCUCCAUUUAUUCCUGAAGAAACAAGGGCAGAGGCUUCAGCUCUCCAUCCAUCCAGAGAAAAGCCCAUCUCUUGCUGUUUCAAAGCAGAAGCUCCAGCCUUUUGUGUUACAAGUCCCCCAGCUCCCCCGCCAUGGGAAUGCCAUGAUUUCCCCUGGAAGCCAUUUCUGGGAGACACCAUGGCCUGUUGAAAAUAACUUACCUUGAAUGCUGCCUGGCCAAAGACAUGGCUCUCCUGACUGACUGGAUGAUGAUUGCAGGGAUUCUCUCAGUCAUAGAGUAUAUGGUUCUAAGCCUCUGAAUUUUCUAGAAGGAUCCGAAGAUUGGCCUCCAUUUUGGGGCAGCACUGACCUAAGGGCAAGAACUUUCUCAGACUUUGCUCAAAUUUUAUAAUUCAGUAGAAUUAGCAUUAGAGCAAAAAGUCAUGAAUCUGUUCUUCAGUCUCAUUGAUUACCAUUAUUACAUGAACCGAGGUGCUACUGAGUGACUGGAUUCCAAUUUGUAUGCAUGAAAAACUUCCAGCUCCAAUAUGGAAAUGACCCUGAAGGUCAUCUAGAGCAUGCUUAUUUCUGAACUAAAAUUGUUUUCUAUUUUUUUUUUCAGUGCUUUAUAUAUCUUUCAUAAUUUUGUAUCUUUUUCUGUUUCUAUAAAUAAAGCUGAAAUGCACUGU